CUUUAGCCAAGUGGAAAUACUUCGGAUCCCCAGACUGGGCUGAACCAUUUGUCUCACCUAUCGCUUUUCCAAGAGGUCACAAACAUGUCGGACAAAAGUGAAUUAAAGGCUGAGUUGGAACGGAAGAAGCAGCGGUUGGCCCAAAUCAGAGAAGAAAAGAAGAGAAAAGAAGAAGAAAGAAAAAAAAAAGAAACUGAUCAGAAGAAGGAAGCUGUUGCUCCUGUGCAAGAAGAAUCAGAUCUUGAAAAAAAAAGAAGAGAAGCCGAAGCAUUGCUUCAAAGCAUGGGGCUAACCCCAGAAUCUCCUAUUGUCCCUCCUCCUAUGUCUCCAUCCUCAAAAUCUGUGAGCACACCAAGCGAAGCUGGAAGCCAAGACUCUGGAGAUGGUGCUGUGGGAUCUAGACGGGGACCUAUUAAGCUUGGAAUGGCCAAAAUUACACAAGUUGACUUUCCUCCUCGAGAAAUCGUCACAUAUACCAAGGAAACUCAGACUCCAGUGAUGGCCCAACCCAAAGAAGAUGAAGAGGAAGAAGAUGAUGUGGUGACUCCUAAGCCACCUGCUGAGCCUGAAGAAGAGAAAGCUUCUAAAAAAGAUGAAGAAAAUGAUAGUAAAGCUCCCCCUCAUGAGCUGACUGAAGAAGAGAAACAACAAAUCUUACACUCAGAGGAAUUUUUAAGUUUCUUUGAUCAUUCUACAAGAAUUGUAGAAAGAGCUCUUUCUGAGCAAAUUAACAUCUUCUUUGACUACAGUGGGAGAGAUCUGGAAGACAAAGAAGGAGAGAUUCAAGCAGGUGCUAAACUAUCAUUAAAUCGACAAUUUUUUGAUGAACGUUGGUCAAAGCAUCGAGUUGUUAGUUAUUUGGAUUGGUCAUCUCAGUAUCCAGAGUUACUUGUGGCUUCCUAUAAUAAUAAUGAAGAUGCUCCUCACGAACCUGAUGGUGUGGCCCUUGUAUGGAAUAUGAAAUACAAAAAAACGACCCCAGAGUAUGUGUUCCACUGCCAGUCAGCUGUGAUGUCUGCUACGUUUGCAAAAUUUCAUCCGAAUCUUGUUGUUGGUGGUACAUAUUCAGGCCAAAUUGUGCUUUGGGAUAACCGUAGCAACAAAAGAACUCCAGUGCAAAGAACGCCACUGUCAGCUGCUGCACACACACACCCCGUCUAUUGUGUAAAUGUUGUUGGAACACAAAAUGCACACAAUCUGAUUAGCAUCUCGACUGAUGGAAAAAUUUGCUCAUGGAGUCUGGACAUGCUUUCUCAUCCACAG
Octodon degus (degu) is the source of this 1263-nucleotide messenger RNA. Its product is annotated as cytoplasmic dynein 1 intermediate chain 2-like. Gene Ontology annotation, molecular function: dynein light chain binding; dynein heavy chain binding. Gene Ontology annotation, cellular component: cytoplasmic dynein complex. The record is from RefSeq and is a predicted model, not a curated record. Lineage: Eukaryota; Metazoa; Chordata; Mammalia; Rodentia; Octodontidae. Gene Ontology annotation, biological process: transport along microtubule.